GUUGCGUGACUUAGAAGGUAUUAAUAAAUCUCUGAAGUAUUACAAAGAUACUUACAAUUCUUUGGACACUUGGAUUCAACAAGUGGAAGAUACUCAACGAAAGAUUCAAGAAAUCCAUCCUGAAAAUAGCAAAGCAUUGGCUAAACAGCUGAACCAACAUAAGAUGCUGGUUUCUGAGAUUGAAAUGAAACAAAGCAAAAUAGAUGAAUGCCAGAAGUAUUCAGAACAAUACUCAGCUGCUGUGAAGGACUAUGAGUUGCAGACUAUGACCUACAGAGCUAUGGUUGACUCCCAACAGAAAUCUCCUGUGAAACGCCGAAGAAUGCAAAGCUCAUCAGACUUCAUUCUUCAAGAGUUCAUGGAUUUACGAACUCGUUAUACUGCCUUAGUGACCUUGAUGACCCAGUACAUUAAGUUUGCAGGUGACUCUUUGAAAAGACUGGAAGAGGAAGAGAUUUUAAAGAAUAAGGAAGCAUCAGUGUGUGAGGCAUAUUCAGAUCUGAUGGCACAGCAAAAUAGCACAAUUGAUGAGAACAGAAAACUCAUGGGAAGGGUAAAAGCACUUGAGGAGAUGUUGGAGGAUAUGAAGAAACAAAAAUUCCAAGUGGAACAGGAGCUCCCUAAAGUGAGGGAAGCUGCAGAAAAAGAGCGGAAGAAGCAGCAAAAGGACAUGGAAGAGAUCUGUCUUCAGAAGACCAAGGCUGAACAAGAGGCAAAGCAGUGUCGUAUAGAUCUAGAAAGCAUUGCAAAAGAGAAAGCGGACACAGAGCAGGAGCUGGAGUGUGCAAGGCAGCUCAUUUUUCAGGCAGAGACUCAAAGAGGUAUACUGGAAGAAAACCUCCAUGCUUUUCGGAAUCAAAUAGAAGAAAGCACCUUUACCAGAAGAAACCUUGAAGAGCAUCUGAGAAGAAAAGAUACUAAUCUUCAUGAUUUAGAGCAACAAAAAAAAACCUUAAUGCAGGAACUGAAGAAAAAAAUGGAAGGAGAGGAGAAACUUAUGAAACUGAUAAAGCAAAUGGAACAAGAUCUUGAAUUUAAAGGGAACCUACCAGAAAUAAAGCUGCAAGAAGGAGAGCGAGCUGAAACUAGAAGGAGGGUGGUUGAAGGCAGAUACUCUGUAACUAGAAAAACUCCCCUGGCAACUUUAACGGCUGGGCAAGGCAGCCAGUGUAGGACUGGUUCUGAAAUUACAAGUUUCCACAAGAAACAAGAAGCCAAAAAAGUAGAAGAUCUUAAACAGAAAAUAGAUGAGCUAACCCUUGCUAACAAAAAAGCUGAUAAAACCAUUAAAGACCUGAAAUACGAACUGAAUGAAAUUGAGCUUGAGAAAUCAUCAACAGAAGAGAAGUCUCGUUUAUUAAAAGAAAAACUGGAUAAAGUCUAUAGUGAUGUUAAAUACCUAAAAAUUAAGUUGGAGGAAAAAGACCAAGUAGAGCAGGGAUAUUUGCAACAGUUGAAAGAACUGGACAAGCAGCUACAUAGAACCACGGGUAAAGCUGAAGAAGUGAUGCAAGAAGCUAUAGAUCUUAAGAAAAUUAAGAUGAACUAUCAGGAGGAGCUGAAAUCUGUUCAACAAGAAAAGACACAGCUAAAAAGAGAAGUAGAGGAAUUAACUAGAUCACAGACAAAAAGUGAAAUCACUAUCAGACACUUAAAUUCACAAAUCAGUUCUCUUCAAAAAGAGAAGCUGGCUGCUGAACACAGAACACAGUCAUGCAAAGGGGAAGCAAAUAAUCUUCAAGACCAAUGUAAGAAAAUUCAAGAACAAUUGCUUCAAAAAGCAAAAGUAGAAAAAGAAAACCAGCAGGAAAUUCAGAUGCUAAAGAAUGAAUUAGCCAAAAGUAAUCAGGUGUCAGAAACAUUGAAACAAAAGAUAGAGGACCUUAAUAAAUGGAAUACUGAAACAAAACUAUUGAUGAAGCAAAUUCAAUCUGAAUCAGAGAAGACAACUUUGGAAAAACAAAGUAUUCAGAGGAAAAAUGAUGCAUUAAAAGCCCUAGCUGAUGGUUUCAAAGAGCAACUACGUACAACAAAUGAACAAUUGCACAAGCAAACAAAAAUUGAGCAAGAAUUCAUAUGUAAAAUCAAAAGCCUAGAAGUUGAUCUAGCAAAAACAAAAGACUUAGCUAGUGAAUAUAAACAGAAAUGGGAUAAACAAAGUGCUUCCACCUUAACCGUUGACCGGGAGGUUAAAAAUCUAAAUGCCCAAGUGAAUGCUCUAACUAUGGAAAAGAGAGUGAGUGAGCAGAAGAUACAACUACAACAAUCUCAUAUACAAGAGCUAAGUAAUAAAUUAAAAAAAUUACAGGAUGAACUCCAUCAGAAGACUCUGGAUGAACAAAUGGCACACAAGAAGAUGAUUCUGUUUCAGGAAGAAUCCAUUAAGUUUAAACACUCUGCAGAGGAAUUCAGGAAAAAAGUUGAAAAACUACUGGAAUCCCAUAGCAUUACAGAAAAGGACAUUUCUGGCAUAAAACUAGAAUGUGUUGCUCUUCAGCAGACUGAGGAAAACAUCAUGUUGUACAAGAUACAAAUGGAAGAUCUGCAAGAAAGGCUUAAAAAAUGUCACGAGCAGCUACAGCAAGGGAAGCAGGCUGAAAUGGACUAUCACCAGAAGUGCAGGAAACUUGAGGAAGAAUUGGAAGCUCAGAAGUGCACAGUUGAGAGCUUGAAACAGAAAAUGGAUCUGCAGGUCAGCGAGGGGGAACACAGGUUUCUUUCGUUUCAGAAUGAAGUUCAGCAAAAUAAUAAACUCCAAGAUUCUGGAUUUAAAUUGAACUGUGAGAGAAGAAGGAAUGACCUGAGUGACACUGCAGCUAGAGACUUUGAACAGCUUCCUCCACAUGCAAAACCUAGCUCACCUUUGUUAAGACAGAAAGAGGAGAGAUCAGGUUUUAAAUCUAAUCAAAUUCAAGACAAUACAUUGUAUGUGAGUGCUGAUGAUACAAUACCGAGAGAGGUGCAGGUCCAGAUGUCAAGAAUAAACCAAACCCUAGAAGAAGAUUCAGGCCCACAAUCUUUUACAGAGUUUGUUUCUCAAAUGAGUACACAGUUCCAAAUAACUUUUGAUAAAGCAAGCCAAAUCUCUGGAACAUCUGAAAGGGACAAAUUGAGAAACAGGAAGCUACACAGUUACAGACAAACUAUUAGACAUGGUGAAGACACAAAACAUGAAUUAGGAGUAGUAAAACUGCAUCCCUUGGAGAUAGUGAAGAACAAGCAGUAUGACAUGCAUGUUGAAGUCACAACAUUAAACCAAGAAAAUGACAAGACUUUUGGUAACGAAGAGAGAAUGUUUGAGGGAUACAAAACAUCUGAAGGGUUUAGGAAAGAAGAUUUUGCAAAGAUUUUGAAAACUGUUGAUGAUGCUAUGCAGUCGGAAUAUUUUACAGAGGAAUAUGAUGAUAUUAAAUUUCAAGGUCUCCGACAUAAUGUAACUGCCAGACAGUUGACUGAAGUUAAACUUCUAGACAGGCUCACAGUUGAGCAGCUCCGUUCAGGGCAGAAAACUAUUGAUGAGGUUCAGAAAAGUCUUGAAAAAUUUUUGACUAAACCUACAGCUAUAGCUGGGCUGUACCUUGAAUCCAGCAAGGAGGUAGUCUCUUUUGCUUUAGCAGGGAAGAGAAGAAUCAUAGGAAAAGCAUUGGCAUUAGCAUUUUUAGAGGCCCAGGCAGCUACUGGUUUCAUCAUUGAUCCCACAACAGGUCAGAAAUUCUCUGUUGAUGAUUCAGUUGUUAGAGGGCUUGCAGAUAAUGAAUUCAAGAGUAGACUACUUGAGGCAGAGAAAGCUGUUUUGGGCUAUUGCUGUUCUGGGAAAGUGAUCUCUGUGUAUCAGGCUAUGGAAGCUCGACUCUUAGAAAGACAAAAAGGUAAAAAUAUCCUUGAGGCUCAAAUUGCAAGUGGGGGGGUCAUUGAUCCUGUAAGAAGUGUUCGUGUACCUCCGGAAACCGCUGUGCAUCUUGGCUUGCUUAAUAACACAAUUUUAAAGUUUUUGCAUGAACCUUCUAGUAAUGCGAAAUGUUUUCACAAUCCAAACAACAGGAAAGCUGUAUACUACUGUGAUUUGCUGAAAAUGUGUUUGUUCAGUGUAAGCAGUAAAUGCUUUCUACUUCCAGUUGGUGAAAGGAAAAUAACCAGCCCAUCACCAGAGAAAAGUCAUAAAAUUUCUGUAGUAGAUGUCAAAACAGGAGCAGAAAUGACCUCGUACGAGGCUUAUCUAAAAAAUUGUGUUGAUAAAGCUACAUAUCUCGAGCUUUCAAAACAGGAAUUUGAUUGGAAGGAGUCUACUUGUUUUGACUCUGAUGGGAAUUCUUUUCUUUUGCUUACAGAUCUUAAAACCGGUGUACAGUUUAAUAUCGAGGAGACCUUAAAUCAGGGUAGAAUUGGCAGAGCAUUAAUCAAUAAAUAUAAGGAGGGUUUAAUCACAGCUAAUGAGUUUGGUGAUAUUUUAGUUAGCAGUUCACAGGCAAAUAAAGAUUUAAACAGUCCUAUUGCAGGGUUCUGGCUUUCUGAAACCAAUGAAAGAAUUCCAGUCUUAAAAGCCUCACGCAAAAACUUAGUAGAUAGAAUUACUGCCCUCCGAUGUCUUGAAGCUCAGGUUAGUACAGGAGGCAUAAUUGAUCCGUUUACUGGGAAAAAGUACAGUGUGUCAGAAGCUUUGCAAAGGGAGUUAAUCGAUGAUGGCUGUGCCAAGCAAAUCCAGCAGUGUGAACUAAUCUUCACUGGGAUCAUUCACCCUGUAAGGAACACAGUUAUGUCAGCUGUUGAAGCUGUGCAUUUAAAUGCGAUAGAUAAAGAAAUGGGCAUGCGCUGCCUGGAGUAUCAGUACUUGACUGGUGGGUUGAUAGAUCCAAAGUCUCAUUCCAGAUUAACAAUGGAAGAUGCAAUUAAGAUUGGUAUUAUUGAUGCUGUCACAGCUACAAAGAUGAAAGAUGAAAAAUUGUAUGUUAAAGUUAUAACAUGCCCCAAAACGAAGAAGAAGUUAACCUACAAGGAAGCUUUAGAGAGAACCGUUUUUGAUUGCCACACUGGGCUGCGAUUGUUAGAAGCAGCUCAGCCCAUGAAGGUGGGAAUUUCCAGUCUUUACUAUAAUUCAUGA
Messenger RNA from Cariama cristata (Red-legged seriema), 5098 nucleotides. RefSeq names its product plectin-like. The annotation marks the transcript as partial. Gene Ontology annotation, biological process: skin development; wound healing; cell-cell adhesion. Gene Ontology annotation, molecular function: structural molecule activity. The record is from RefSeq and is a predicted model, not a curated record. Gene Ontology annotation, cellular component: cytoskeleton; intercalated disc; cytoplasm. Lineage: Eukaryota; Metazoa; Chordata; Aves; Cariamiformes; Cariamidae. The transcript has 7 exons.